Molecule: messenger RNA, 2357 nt
Organism: Loa loa (African eye worm)
Lineage: Eukaryota; Metazoa; Nematoda; Chromadorea; Rhabditida; Onchocercidae
Exons: 18
Coding region: 513-2165 (550 amino acids)
Molecular function (GO): protein binding
Source: RefSeq, a predicted model, not a curated record
CUAUGAUCUCUCUGUUAUUACAUCUGAAGAUCUCUCUGUUCCGAAUUCAAACUUACUUUUGAAACCAUAGUAAAAUGGUAGUGAAAGGAGUUUUACGUUUUAAUAAAAUAACCAUAUGUACGCGUAUCAUUUACAUUUAUCAUUUAUUGAGUAAAAGUUGUGGAAGGGAAGUACGUGAGAUAUUGCAUUUUUUAUUCACGUUUGAUUUGAGUGAAUAUAAAGGGCUCAUGGUAGAUGAUACGGAUGGAUGGCUAGGAUCUAUAUUCUUUCCUCGUAUUUUUUUUGGAAGAAAUGAAAAGUGUACAUCCUUAUUGGCCUCUCUAUUCCAUUUGAUUGAGGUCCUUUGAAGAUCCGGAGCUAUGUGAUGGUUGUUUUCUAGUUAGAGAAAAGAAUUGUGACAGAUAUACUAAAUAUUCAUUGAGAGAAUAGGAAGGAAGGUGGCAAUGUAUUGUCUGCAACAAUAAUUGAGAUUCCUUACGUUUACAGACACCUUCCACUUGGCAAAUGGGGCAAUGGUUGUAACGAUUUCGUAUCGUGAUAAACCAGAUGAAAUCCUCUACAGCUUUUCAAAGGUGGGUGAUAGUGUUUGUAUCGGUCGAGAUAAGCGCCAGUGUAAGAUUGCGCUUGGUAUUAAUGCUCAGGGCGUAAGUCGAAUUCAUUUGAAACUCGAACUGCUGUCAAAUGGUUGCUUACUUGUUCGAGACAUAAGUACCUAUGGUACUGGUUACGAUGGUGGGCCUUUUGUGAUAGAGAGAGAAAAGGAGCUGAAACCUUUCGUGGUCUUACAAAUUGGCAGUUUCUUUUUCAUUAUCGAGGAGAAGAACGUUAAACAGGAGUGUAUAGAAGAAACAAUUGCAAACCCAUUUCUGAGGAUUGCAGAAAUUAAUUCACGAAAGAGAUUAGCGUCAAACAAAGCAAUAGUAGUAGUAGAGGAGGAAUGUGUCGCCAAAAAAAGGAAAGUGGUGGACACUAUAGUGGAGAAAUUGGCUACUGUGAUGAACCUUUCAGAAAGAGAAGUUGCUAAAAGCACUAAAAUGCAGGGUAAACUUGUUGCUCACACAGAUUCAGGCCUUAGUACGGAUAGAACUUGGAUACAAGAGCAGGAUAGAAAAUUGGUUGCAAAAAUGGGAAAAGAAGUAAAAGAGAGAAUGAAUAGUGUAAAGCUCGCUUAUUAUCGAAGAAUUACUGAUUUUUUACCUUCGGAUGACGAAGACAGUGAAGAAAAUAGACAAAACAAGUCGAAAGUUCCUAUGUUCGCCAUGGUUGAUUCCUCUCGAAAUAUAGGCACAGCUGCAAGAGUCUCACUGCGAUAUAAUUCAGGUAACAAAAGGAUCUGUAAUGUUGUUCAAGACACUUAUUUCCCAACCGCAGACAUUUCAUUCCUUUCGAAAAAGAUGGCACACAGCAGUACUUCAGAGGAAGCUGAUGAAUUGUUUAAAGUGCAUAAGUCAAUGAAAAUUAUGCCUAAAUAUCCAACGAAUCUUUCUAUAUUUGCUGAAGCUAAAGGGCAUGAAACACUGGAUGAUAUUGAUACAAAAAAGUUAUCCAAACCUCUAUUCAACAGUGCUCAGUUAACAUCUUUCCAAAGAAAACUCACAAGAAGUAUAAAUGAAGUGUCAACUAUCGGAAAGAGCAACACCUCGAUUUUCCAUACUGGACAGUUUAACCUUUUGGAGCUGCAGAGUGUGGGUGGGAAAUUUUGCGAUCUUCUAUCCAAAACGGUGUUGAAGGAGAGGCAUCCAAUGUCUCCGAAGGUUAUUAGUGGACAGGAGACUAUUGUGACUGGGUCAACUUCCUGGAUUGAUAUGAAUACUACCAAAAAGCGAAGCAAUCAGUUCGAUAAUUGUGAAAAAAGAAAUCAAAGUGAUGCGGACGAAAUGCUGGUAGCUUCUAAACGAGUGAAGAUAGAACUAGUAGUGGAUGGAAACAAAAGACAAGAAUCGGAGAAAAAUGAAAGCCCAAUCGAAAAUAGAACGGAGUGUGAAGUAAAUGUUGAUGAAAAUGAUCGAACCCUCGGAACGAAUAUUGAAGUAUUGCGUAUGAAAUUGAGGAAAGCAGUGCAGUACGAGAAUUUGACUAGGCCGAUUCUGGCGAAAGAUAGAUCACAGUUUUACUUGACCGGUUACUACCAAGGAACCAAUUACAAGCAUUUUAGGAAAUGUUGAAUUAUACAGACAUCUAUAAUGGAAUUACUAUAGUUCGCUGACGUCUGAAUUGCUGCAAGCCUAGAAGGCUGCGCAGGGAUCACACGGCGGCUGUGGAUUAUUACAUUCUGUGAUGACGCGAAUCGUGGGUAUCGCUGACCUGAUCGAUUUCAGAGAAAUUGCUUGAUUUUUUCCACUAUACGUUAUUUCAUA